This is a messenger RNA of Podarcis muralis (Common wall lizard), 1372 nucleotides long. NCBI's taxonomy places the organism in Eukaryota, Metazoa, Chordata, Lepidosauria, Squamata, Lacertidae. The record is from RefSeq and is a predicted model, not a curated record.
GUCCUCCCCGUUUUGCAGCCCACCUCGCCGUCCUCAACCUGACCCCCCCCCCGCCUCGUCCCAGUUUUCAUCUUUCGCUCUUUCCCAGGCCUACAGACAGCUUCAUGGAUUGGGUGUUUCUGGCUCAGAUGUUGGGCGGGCCGCCCCUUGUUUUGCUCCUGCCAAAUUCCUUGCUCCGUCUGGCAACAGAGCUCGCCAUGGCGCGAGAAGACGCUGGGUCACUGCCCAUCCUGAAGCUACUCUUGGUCGGAGACAGCGGAGUAGGAAAAUCCAGCCUUCUGCUGAGAUUCACUGAGGAUCAGUUUGAGCCCUACUUGAACCCAACCAUUGGUGUUGAUUUCAAAGUGAAGAAGAUGGUGCUUGGUGACUUUCCCGUGCAACUCGCAAUAUGGGACACGGCAGGGCAGGAGCGAUUCCGGACUUUAACUCCGAGCUAUUACCGAGGUGCUCAAGGUAUAAUUUUAGUUUAUGACGUCACUAAGAGGGAAACUUUCGCGGGACUGGAAUGCUGGCUGCAAGAGCUGGAUGUUUUCACGAAGAAAAGCGUCGUGAAGAUGUUGGUGGGCAACAAAAUUGACGAGACGGAUCGUGAGGUAGACAGAAAGGAAGGCUUGCAAUUUGCUCAGAAACACUCCAUGCUCUUCAUAGAGACCAGUGCUAAAAUGAAGGAUGGCGUGGAAACUGCCUUUGAGGAAGUCGUGAUAAAGAUCCUGCAAACACCAGAACUUUGGAACAUCAGAAACGAAGGCGUUGUGCUGGCGCCUGAGAGCAGAGCCCCUAAUACAGCCGACGCCUGCAGUGGGCAUUGUUCUGUUGCUUAAAACCCCACCGCCUUCAAAUAAAAUAGCUCAGGUCAAACAUACUUAAGAAAUGGACUCCUACCUGCUAUCACAAGAAAAUGGGCCAUAAGGAGAUAAGGAUAUAAGGAGAAAUUCUGGGGCCACCACCGCCGGGUUGAGUUUUCUUUUGAUGAGAGUGUGUUGGAGGCUUACGGUGGAUAUGCAAUAACUGGGGAUUUACAAAUAAUACAGGUAAAGGAUUUGGGGAACAGGUACCUCAAGCGAGCAGCGCAGCAGCUAUUGCAAAGGGAACCCCACGUGCAAAGGCACUUUCACCUAUUUGUGUCUCUUGCAAGCACCGCACGCCUCUGCUGCUGCUUCCUGCCAGCUCUAAAAUGGGCUCCGCCUUUUCCAAUGAUGUAAUCCUCAUUCAAAAUGACAGAGAGAUUCAAAGCUAACAGAGAAACCCCCCACCUACCCAGUGACCAUCUCCUAACCUCAUUAGCUCAUUAUGAUGCACUUGAAGAAGCGUCUCCACCCCCAUCAUGCAGCCAGCUCCAAGGGCCUUCUGGCAGUUCCCUCACUGUGAGAAG